This is a messenger RNA of Dentiscutata erythropus, 131 nucleotides long. Lineage: Eukaryota; Fungi; Glomeromycota; Glomeromycetes; Diversisporales; Gigasporaceae. The record is from the annotation of a GenBank genome assembly.
GUAAGGCUCGAUCGUGAAGAUUUAACAGCGAUUCGCAAAGAGAGACGGAGUAACAUAGUUAACAAGGCAGAAAAAGAGCUUGGAGAGACGGCUGCUAAAGUUAUUUUGAAUGAGUUGUUGAAAAAAAAUAA